AUGCAAUGCACAUUGCCAUAUUUGGGGCUUUCAACUGGGCUGGUUAGCGGGCUCACAGUAAUGAAACUGCAAUUUGCGAACACGACGCAGAAAUCGAACAAAGGCUGUUAUCACUUAGGCUCAACUCACUCAUCCUUUCCCCUCCCAAGCAAUCCACGUCCUCCUCCACGCCUUCGCAUUCCCACUGCCACUGCAUCAACAUUAAGCUUCCUCCUCCACUCUUCCGCGUGCUCAAUCUCCGUCCGUUUAGCUGCUCAUUCCAGUGUUGUCUUUUUCUUUGUUCGUCUUUCCGUGAUUGCUCUGCGAUUAGGAACCUUGGUUCUUAGUGCUGCUGCGUCUUCCGCUACAAUUUUCAAUCCCUAA
Sphenostylis stenocarpa is the source of this 363-nucleotide messenger RNA. The record is from the annotation of a GenBank genome assembly. Lineage: Eukaryota; Viridiplantae; Streptophyta; Magnoliopsida; Fabales; Fabaceae.